Arabidopsis thaliana (thale cress) is the source of this 959-nucleotide messenger RNA. RefSeq names its product Ribosomal protein L18e/L15 superfamily protein. The transcript has a single exon. Lineage: Eukaryota; Viridiplantae; Streptophyta; Magnoliopsida; Brassicales; Brassicaceae. The record is from RefSeq and is marked reviewed. Gene Ontology annotation, biological process: translation. Bases 172 to 612 code for a protein of 146 amino acids. Gene Ontology annotation, cellular component: ribosome; large ribosomal subunit. Gene Ontology annotation, molecular function: mRNA binding; structural constituent of ribosome.
CCUAAAGGCCCAUCUCGCGUUAUAACUAAAUAGCCCAAAAUGUCGUAAACCCUAGAGGGUAAAAUAGGAAACGUAAAAAUCCUUAUCGUCUUUAUAAACUCAGUGAUAUCUUAAGAAACCCUAGCCGCAAAGAGAGAAAGGGAGGGAGGAGAGUGUAGCAGAUCGGCGAAAAUGACAACCAGAUUCAAGAAGAACAGGAAGAAGAGAGGUCACGUCAGCGCCGGACAUGGGCGUAUCGGUAAGCACCGUAAGCAUCCCGGAGGUCGUGGUAACGCUGGAGGUAUGCAUCACCACAGGAUCCUCUUCGACAAGUACCAUCCAGGUUACUUCGGUAAAGUUGGUAUGAGGUAUUUCCACAAGCUGAGGAACAAGUUCUUCUGCCCAAUCGUUAACCUCGACAAGCUUUGGUCACUCGUCCCUGAAGAUGUGAAGGCGAAAUCAACCAAGGACAAUGUUCCGUUGAUCGAUGUGACUCAACAUGGUUUCUUCAAGGUUUUGGGUAAAGGUCAUUUGCCUGAGAACAAGCCGUUCGUUGUGAAGGCGAAGCUUAUUUCGAAGACUGCUGAGAAGAAGAUUAAGGAAGCUGGUGGUGCUGUUGUGCUUACUGCUUAAGUUAGGUGAAUUUAUUUGCUUAACUCUGUUUUUGAAUCUUCUAUGGAGUUUUAUCAUCUUUUGUUGUCUUUUGGAUUUUGGAAAGAGCGAGAUCUCUUUAAAGUUAGUAGUUUUAUGAACCUUUUGUUGGAUUUUGAUAAAUGUUUGGUAUUCCGAAUUCAGACUUAUAAUUGCGUAUGCUGGUUUAAUUGUCUGUCAUGAUUCAUUCGUUACGAUCCUUUUAACUCGUUGUGAUUGUUUCUACCAUACAUAUGCAUUGUUCUUGUUGAAUUUUUAAUUGGAUGUUCGAUUGUCAUCAAAGUGAGAAGGUGUUGUUGCAUUUGAUUAGUUAUAUGUAACGUUGAAAC